UAUGCUAAUGCUAAUGCUAAUAGACCACUUCUAUACAUAUAUGUUUAUGAUUUUGCCCCCACUCAUAUAGUCUUAUCAACAAUGCCCCGACUUCAUCUAGCAAAUAUCAGCCGUAUAUUUAACCCAACGGCACUCUUGGCUUACCGAAAAACUACAAUAGUUGCCGAUGUGGCACAAAAUCUAUCAUACUUGGAUUCCAUCCAUUCUGAUAUCGACUCCUACUUGAAAAAAACAAUCACAAUCCGUGAACCUUUAUCGGUUUUCGAACCAAUGCACCAUUUGACUUUUGCUACACCAAAAACAACGGCAUCUGCUCUGUGUGUCGCCGCUUGUGAGCUAGUUGGCGGCAACAGAGAAGAUGCUAUUGUGGCUGCGUCAGCAAUUCACUUGAUGCAUGCGGCCAUGUAUGCCCAUGAGCAUCUCUUGAUAAAGGGCCGAGUUGGGCCCAAAGACAUAAUCCCACACCAGUUUGGCCCAAACAUUGAGCUUCUCAUUGGUGAUGGGAUUUUGCCUUUUGGAUUUGAGUUACUUGCUGGGUGUAACUCAGCAAGUAACAAUUCUGAGAAGAUAUUAAGGGUGAUCAUAGAAAUUACCCGUGCUAUGGGCGCCGAAGGAAUGAUCGACGACAAUCAAGAAAUAGACCCGUUGAUUAGACAACCAUCUCGACAACUCCACGGGUGUGGGGCGAAGUGUGGAGCCAUAUUGGGAGGUGGGAACGAUGAAGAGAUCGAACGGUUGAAAAGAUAUGGGGUCUGUAUAGGAAAGAUUCAACGAUUAUUAAGUGAAAUGGAAUGGAAUGAAAGAAUCAAAGUGGAAUCGAUAGAGAAAUUGAAGGUUUUGGCUCUACAAGAGUUGGAAAACUUCGAUAGUAAAAAGGUUGAACAAAUUUCCAGCAUUAUUGGAGUCUAAAAGUCACUUUCUCCAUAUUUUUUAAGGCCUUGUUUGCUUUAUUUAUGUUAUGCACUAAAUCUGUGUUAUUGUUUUUGUUCAGGAACAUGUAUCACAUGAUUGUAAAUGUACAAAUCUGGUAAUAUAUCUAUUAUCGUAAAAGUUAAAACACA
This is a messenger RNA of Erigeron canadensis, 1061 nucleotides long. Its product is annotated as geranylgeranyl pyrophosphate synthase, chloroplastic/chromoplastic-like. The record is from RefSeq and is a predicted model, not a curated record. The transcript has a single exon. Gene Ontology annotation, molecular function: prenyltransferase activity. Bases 82 to 909 code for a protein of 275 amino acids. Lineage: Eukaryota; Viridiplantae; Streptophyta; Magnoliopsida; Asterales; Asteraceae.